Colletotrichum spaethianum is the source of this 1683-nucleotide messenger RNA. RefSeq names its product dol-P-Man:Man(7)GlcNAc(2)-PP-Dol alpha-1,6-mannosyltransferase. The record is from RefSeq and is a predicted model, not a curated record. The transcript has 4 exons. Lineage: Eukaryota; Fungi; Ascomycota; Sordariomycetes; Glomerellales; Glomerellaceae. The coding region runs from base 1 to 1683 and encodes 560 amino acids. Gene Ontology annotation, molecular function: alpha-1,6-mannosyltransferase activity. Gene Ontology annotation, cellular component: endoplasmic reticulum membrane. Gene Ontology annotation, biological process: protein N-linked glycosylation.
AUGAAGCUCUUAGACGCCGCCCUCCUGGGCCUCAUCCCCGCCCUCAUAACACUCCAUCUCCUCCUCGCCCCGGACACGAAAGUUGAGGAAUCCUUCAACAUCCAGGCCGCCCACGACGUCCUCGUUUACGGCACACCCACCCACGACGUUGCUGCCCGCCUGCGCGCCACUUAUGACCACUUCGACUUCCCCGGCGCCGUGCCUCGCACUUUUGUCGGCCCCGUUCUCCUCGCCGGCCUCGGCGGGCCAGUCGUCAACCUCCUCGGCUUCCGCCACGCUCAGCUCGUCGUCCGGGCCCUUCUGGGUCUCGCCAACACCGCGGCGCUGCUGGUGUUUGCGAGGAGCCUGGGCAGAGGGUUGGGUUCGGGUGUGAUGAGAUGGUGGGUUCUAUUACUGGCCAGCCAGUUCCACGUCGUGUUUUACGCUUCGAGGACGCUGCCCAACAUGUUUGCCUUUGCGUUGACAACUCUCGCCUCGGCCAACCUCCUCCCAUCCCCCUCUCCCUCUCCCAAGUCCCACGCCGCGCGCCUCCGCGUCGCAAUUUCCCUCCUCGUCUUCGCCGCCGCAAUCUUCCGCUCCGAAGUCGCCGUCCUUCUUGCAACGACAGGCCUCUACCUGCUCCUCACGCGCCAGAUAACAAUCCCCCGCCUCAUCAGCCCCUUUCUAAUCUCCUUCGCCGUCGCCGUCGCCGUCUCCGUCCCCCUCGACUCGUACUUCUGGCAGAAGCCCCUCUGGCCGGAGCUCUGGGGCUUCUACUACAACGCCGUCCUCGGCUCCUCGUCCAACUGGGGCGUGUCCCCCUGGCACUACUACUUUUCUUCGGCGUUGCCGCGCCUGCUCCCUCGUUGUGCCCCCCUCCUCUUCGUCGCCAUCUACUCCCUCCAACCGCACAAGGAAGCCCGCUUCAUCUUCUACGCCGUCCCGCCCCUGACCGCCGCCGCGGCCCAGGGCGCAAACUUGAUCUUCGCCCGCCGCUCCAAAUCCCUGCUCUACGCCCUCGCCUCGUCCGCCCUGGUACUCAGCGUCCUCGCCUCCUUCGCCGCCUCGACGGGCAUGCUCCUCCUCUCCUCCCUAAACUACCCCGGCGGCGACGCCCUCCGCCAGCUGCACGCCCUCGUCGCCUCCGACCACUCGGGCAGCGGCGGCUCCGUCACCUCGGUGCACACCGACGUCCUCAGCUGCAUGACGGGCGUCACCCUCUUCAACCAGAACCUCGUCGGCCUGCCCAAAAACCCGCACGCCCGCGCCAUCGAAACCUCCCUUAACGACGGCGCCUCCGCCUCCGCGACGCCGUCGCACCCGAUCCUCACGUUCGACAAGACCGAGGACAAGGCCGUCCUCGCCGACCCUGCGUUCUGGUCCCGCUUCGACUACGUCCUUGCCGAAGACCCGGCCUCCGUCCGGGGCGGCCAGUGGGAGACGGUCGGCGUCGUGCAGGGCUACGCCGGCAUCGAGAUCCUGCGACCCGGAUCCGGAUCCCCGUCCGAUGGACACGGCGGCGGCAGCGACGUGGAGGAAGGCGAGCAAAGGGUCCUGGGCAGAGGUCUGCGGGUCCGGCGGGUGCGAGACUUGGUUCGGGGGUUGACGGGCGGCUGGUGGGUUGGGCCGCGCAUGGAGCCGCGGAUCCGGAUCCUGAGGCGGACCAAGGACGCCGGCGCCGGCGCCCGGAUCGUCUCCCAGUGA